Molecule: messenger RNA, 276 nt
Organism: Guillardia theta CCMP2712
Lineage: Eukaryota; Cryptophyceae; Pyrenomonadales; Geminigeraceae
Exons: 1
Coding region: 1-276 (91 amino acids)
Source: RefSeq, a predicted model, not a curated record
AUGCCUCAUGAAGAUGAUAAGCAUAUAAGCAUGCAUCAUGAAGAUGAUAAGCAUAUAAGCAUGCCUCAUGAAGAUGAUAAGCAUAUAAGCAUGCCUCAUGAAGAUGAUAAGCAUAUAAGCAUGCCUCAUGAAGAUGAUAAGCAUAUAAGCAUGCCUCAUGAAGAUGAUAAGCAUAUAAGCAUGCCUCAUGAAGAUGAUAAGCAUAUAAGCCGCAUGCCUCAUGAAGAUGAUAAGCAUAUAAGCAUGCCUCAUGAAGAUGAUAAGCAUGCCUCGUGA